ACCGCGCCUCCUAGCUUUCAGCUCCCCCCAAAACCCUAACCUCCCUCCCCUGAAAAGUGAGAGGUUAAAGAGACAGCUCCGUCGCUGUCCGCCUUGACCGAGCCUCAAGCUUCGUUCUUGGCCCUCGUUUUUCCUCCUCUUAUCUUUUCACUACUAACUAACCAACCCCCGUUAGGUUUAAUCAGAAAUGGGCAAGCUAUCCAAGGCCGAGAAGAAGAUCAACUACGACGCCAAGCUCUGCAGUCUCUUGGAAGACUAUGGCCAGGUCCUCAUCGUCGCCGCCGAUAACGUGGGCUCCACUCAGCUGCAGAACAUCCGCAAAGGUCUACGUGGCGACUCGACUGUUCUCAUGGGAAAGAACACCAUGAUGAAGAGGAGUAUCAAGAUCCAUGCCGCCAAGACCGGUAACGAUGCUUACCUCAACCUCGUCCCCCUCCUUGUGGGUAAUGUUGGAUUGAUCUUCACCAAGGGAGAUUUGAAGGAAGUCAGUGAGGAGGUGGCCAAGUACAAGGUUGGAGCUCCUGCUCGUGUUGGUUUGGUUGCUCCCAUUGAUGUCGUUGUUCCUCCUGGCAACACCGGUCUCGACCCAUCCCAGACCUCUUUCUUCCAGGUCUUGAACAUCCCCACCAAGAUUAACAAGGGUACUGUGGAAAUCAUUACACCUGUUGAACUUAUCAAGAAGGGUGACAAGGUUGGAUCUUCUGAGGCUGCCCUUCUUGCCAAGCUCGGGAUCAGGCCAUUCUCUUAUGGUCUUGUUGUCCAGAUGGUGUAUGACAAUGGAUCUGUCUUCAGCCCAGAGGUGCUUGAUCUUACUGAGGAUGAUCUCAUGAUUAAGUUCGCUUCUGGUGUCUCCAAUGUCACAGCAUUGGCAUUGGCCAUUUCCUACCCGACAAUUGCGGCUGCACCACACAUGUUCCUAAAUGCCUACAAGAAUGUGCUAGCAAUUGCUGUGGCAACUGAGUAUUCAUUCCCUCAAGCUGACAAGGUCAAGGAGUAUCUGGAGGAUCCCUCCAAGUUUGCUGUUGCUGUGGCCGCUCCUGCUGCAGCUGCCGGUGGCGCUGCUGCCCCUGCUGAAGCUGCCAAGGAGGAAGCAAAGAAGGAAGAGCCGGCUGAGGAGUCCGACGAUGAUAUGGGAUUUAGCUUAUUUGAUUAGGUUGUUUGGCUAAGUAGUUAUAAGUUUCAUGACCUUGACAAUUAUGUUUGCAUUUUAUUACAUGGGAUCGGAUUGUUUGCUUAAUGAUGUUAUGAAUUUGAGAUUGAUAUGUUCGAUGUUUUGAUGUUUUAUUGGUACUGCUUGUUACUAGCAAAAGAUCCGUGCGUCGCUGCAGGGUGGAACAUACAUGGUUAUUGAAUCUGUUUAUAUAACUUAUAUCCUAUGGAAAAAUGAAAGUCAACACCAAAGGGAAAUAAG
Molecule: messenger RNA, 1411 nt
Organism: Fragaria vesca subsp. vesca
Lineage: Eukaryota; Viridiplantae; Streptophyta; Magnoliopsida; Rosales; Rosaceae
Product: 60S acidic ribosomal protein P0-1-like
Exons: 5
Coding region: 188-1153 (321 amino acids)
Biological process (GO): ribosome biogenesis; ribosomal large subunit assembly; cytoplasmic translation
Cellular component (GO): cytosolic large ribosomal subunit
Molecular function (GO): large ribosomal subunit rRNA binding; structural constituent of ribosome
Source: RefSeq, a predicted model, not a curated record